AUGCAUCUACCGGAAUCACCUCUACUCCUGCUCAUGCUGCUGUGGCGCAUCCUUCAAUGUGCCAGUGAAUCCACCAUUACGCACGCCUCCAAUGUUAGCAAGCGCCAACUGCAGUUUGGCGAGAGCUUUGUCUCACCCGGCUACCAACUCAAUAAUGUACCAGACAAUCAUGAGACCAAUGUGUUUAUGCAGUCAACACGCCUACUCUACGAUCCUGGCUACAAUGCACAGGAUAGCCAUGAGUUGACGAGCAGAAGUGCCAACUCUGCGGUCGCCGCUAUGAUGAACUCACAAAACGGUGAACAACAGUAUCAGCAGCGCACGCCAGAGGCGCGUAAAUUCGAUGACAUGUCUAACGCUGGUUUGGGCGUAAAUUUUGCAGCGCCUCAAACAUUUUCACACAUUUACUUUCCACAAGUCUAUUCACCAUCCUCACAGCACGGUCCUGGUCGUACAGCGCCACACGUUUUCCCAGGAGAUACCCCAGCCACAAUGGCAGCGCGUAGUAACGGUCAAUCGUAUAGCACAAGCUCAACUUAUUUCGUGCCAAUGAGCGUGCUUUACCACCCAAAUGUAGGGCCUCAUCAACAUCAGCCCCAUAUACACCCCCACCGGCAGCUGCAGGAACUGCGCCAGCAGCAACAGCAGCGGCAACAACAAACGCAGGCAUAUAAUUCACUACCGCCACCGCUGCCUCCUUUGCCGCCUCCACCACCACCAUCACCACCACCACCGCCGCCAACGCAAUAUCAGCAAUACCAGCAACAGCCAUCUCCUGAGCAACAGCAAUCCACUUCUCAACAAUCAGUCUAUCAGCGCCACUCCCAGCAGCAGCCUGCAAUUCAAAACACUUUACCGCCGCCAUUACCGCCACUGCCACGUUUGCCACCCUUGCCGCAGGGCCAGCACGCGUCACCGCCGCCACAACCACUAAACUUCCAGGCGCCCUUCCGCGCUUCACAAUUCUUGGGUUAUAUGCACGAUCAAACGCAUGGCAGCAUGCCGCAAAUAGGCGCUAAUGAGCGCGCGCCACUCUACACGGAAGCCUAUCCGAUGAUGGGAGCUGCACCAUUACAGCAGCCACUGGUAAAACCCAUAUACGAGCGCAUGCGUGAGAAUUUCAUGAACGAUGCAACACAGCAGAAUUAUGCGGGCGCAGCGACGCAGCAUGCGCGCUAUGGUCGUUACAUUUAUAUGGCGCCGAGUAAUUUGUAUGCGCUCUUCAAGGCAGCGUAG
This is a messenger RNA of Rhagoletis zephyria (snowberry fruit fly), 1236 nucleotides long. RefSeq names its product myb-related transcription factor, partner of profilin. NCBI's taxonomy places the organism in Eukaryota, Metazoa, Arthropoda, Insecta, Diptera, Tephritidae. The record is from RefSeq and is a predicted model, not a curated record.